Molecule: messenger RNA, 7891 nt
Organism: Myxocyprinus asiaticus (Chinese sucker)
Lineage: Eukaryota; Metazoa; Chordata; Actinopteri; Cypriniformes; Catostomidae
Product: E3 ubiquitin-protein ligase UHRF2-like
Exons: 16
Coding region: 108-2744 (878 amino acids)
Biological process (GO): negative regulation of gene expression via chromosomal CpG island methylation; protein ubiquitination
Molecular function (GO): protein binding; ubiquitin protein ligase activity
Source: RefSeq, a predicted model, not a curated record
ACAAAUACACACACGCUCCCGACACAAACACACUCACGCGCGCGAGUGCGCGCGCAAUUUUCCGCUCACACUGUUUUUUAACGGCUGUCGAACGGCGCGGAGCAGCGAUGUGGAUCCAGAUCCGGACGAUCGACGGUAAAGAGACGCGGACGGUGGAGGAUCUGUCGCGCCUCACGAAGAUCGAGUCGCUGCGCGUGAAAAUCACAGAGAUCUUCAAUGUGAAGCCCGAGCAGCAGCGGCUCUUCUACAGAGGAAAACAGAUGGAGGAUGGGCAGACGCUUUUCGAUUACAACGUCGGCCUUAACGACAUCGUCCAACUUCUCAUUCGCUCACAGACCGACCCGCCAGACAGCCCCGCCCUCAACAAUGGUGAGGGUGUGACCUGUAUUGUGGCCCCGCCCACCACAGCUUCUGUCCCACCCUCAGCCACACCCACCACAACAAUAGUUUCCCCAGCAAUCAUCUGCGAUAGCAACGGAAAUGGUUCCAAAUCCUGUAGUCCAGUGUCGGACAGUAAGCCCUCCACAUCCGGCCGAACAUUCCUCAUCGAUCCCGGGAUCGGACUGUACAAAAUUAAUGAGUUGGUGGACUGUAGAGAUGUCAGUGUUGGCGCGUGGUUUGAAGGCAUCAUAGAAAAAGUCACUCCCGCCACUAAAGGACAGAACGGCAAAGCAGAUGCAGCACCCCCUGCUGGCAGGGUGGGUCGCCCCAGCAAACGGACUAUUGCAAAGCUGGAUUCUGAGGAGAAAUCCACCACUAUGGACAGUAACGGCACAUCUGAGAAAACAUUAGACAACAGCGAACCAUCGACCUCAAAAACUGAUUCAGCACACAGCCGCGAGGACGUCAUGUACCACAUUAAAUACGAAGAUUACCCUGAGAGCGGCGUGGUGAAAAUGAUCCCGUGUGACGUGCGUCCGCGAAGCAGAACUCUACUACGGUUUGAUCAGCUGGCGGUGGGGGACGUCGUGAUGGUCAAUUAUAAUCUGGGGCUUCCGGAAGAGCGAGGAUUCUGGUAUGACGCUGAAAUCACGUCACUGAACGCCGUCUCACGCACCAACAGAGAGAUCCACGUCAAGAUUCUGCUGGGAGGGCAGGGCGAUGCGAUUGGUAGUCGUAAGCUGACGUUUCUUGAUGAGAUUUACAGGAUAGAGAAACCCGGAGCGCCUGCACUGUCUGCAGCUGAUGGACCCUUCAAACGUAAGAGCGGUCCCGAGUGUAAACACUGUAAAGCGGAUCCAGAUGUGGAGUGUCGCUUCUGUUCGUGUUGUGUUUGCGGUGGGAAACAGGACGCUCACAUGCAGUUAUUGUGUGACGAGUGUAACAUGGCGUUUCACAUUUACUGCCUCAAUCCACCGCUGUCAGAAAUACCGGACGACGAGGACUGGUAUUGUCCCACCUGUAAGAAUGACAGCAGUGAGGUCGUUAAAGCCGGAGAGAAACUCAAAACCAGCAAGAAGAAAGCAAAGAUGCCGUCAGCCACUACAGAGAGCCAGAGAGACUGGGGGAAGGGUAUGGCAUGUGUGGGCCGAACUAAAGAAUGCACUAUCGUCCCCUCCAAUCACUACGGGCCGGUUCCCGGCGUUCCGGUCGGAACAACAUGGAAGUUUCGCGUUCAGGUGAGCGAGGCGGGCGUCCACAGGCCUCAUGUCGGUGGGAUUCACGGUCGCAGUAACGACGGCUCGUACUCGCUGGUGCUUGCCGGAGGAUUUGAAGACGAAGUCGAUCGGGGUGAUGAGUUCACCUACACGGGCAGCGGAGGUCGUGACCUUUCAGGAAACAAGCGAAUCGGAGAGCACUCGUUUGAUCAAACUCUAACGCACAUGAACAGGGCUCUUGCGCUGAACUGUGAUGCCCCCCUGAAUGAUAAAAACGGGGCAGAGUCACGCAACUGGCGGGCGGGAAAACCAGUGCGAGUGAUUCGCAGCUCAAAGGGCCGACGAAUCAGCAAAUACGCACCGGAGGAGGGAAACCGCUACGAUGGGAUUUAUAAGGUGGUGAAGUACUGGCCGGAGAUCGGGAAGUGUGGUUUCCUGGUAUGGCGUUACCUGCUGCGGCGAGAUGAUCUGGAACCAGCACCGUGGACGCCUGAGGGAAUCGAACGGAGCAAAAAACUGGGCCUCAAAGUCCAGUAUCCUCCUGGUUAUCUGGAGGCGAUGGCCAAUAAGACGCGUCGAGAGGCGAGUGUCAAAGCGGUGGGCAGGUCCUCACGGGGCAGAAAGAGAGGUCGACCGCGUUCACGGGCGUCCAAAAAAGUUGAAGAGGAGGAGGAGAAACCUAUGAUGGACAUGGAUGAAGAUCUGCAGAGUAACGGCAGUGAAAACAAUCCUGAAGAUGACAGCACAAGUGUGUGUGAGGAGCAGAACGAGCCGGAGGUGAAGCGGUCGAAGGACGUGGAAUCGUUUGUUUUGUCUGAACAGCAGAAGAACCUGAUACAGGAGGACGAACCAAACAAGAGAGCGUGGGACGAAGCUCUGAGCUUCCUGACGGAGGGACCGAACUUCCUGCGUAAGGUGGAGCAGCUCUUCAUGUGUGUGUGCUGUCAGGAGUUAGCCUACCAGCCAAUCACAACCGAGUGCUCGCACAACGUCUGCAAGACGUGUUUGCAGAGGUCGUUUCGAGCUGAAGUGUUUUCCUGUCCCGCCUGCCGUCAUGACCUGGGCAAAGAUUACAACAUGACCCUCAACAAAACCCUGCAGCUGAUCCUCGAUCAGUUUUUCCCUGGAUACAGUAAAGGACGAUGAGUCACACACACACACACACACACACACGGGCUCUCAAAACAACACCAGCCUGACAUUUGCAUUCAAAGACACGUGACAAACGCACAUCGUCAUGACCACAAACUCAACGGACGCUGUCUGGCCCUGCUGAAGAACGAAACGAUCACAGAGAGAGAAAUAAAGUGAUGGCAGACAUCAUUUCUGUUCAUCAGGAUUUAAUCAGUUGCCUAAAAAUAUAAAUCUCAAGGUCCAAGGUGAAUCUCACAAAUAUCCAGGUCAUAAGUCACUCCGAAAUCAAAAGACAGAAAUAAGAAAUUAAGAUAAGAAUUUUCAUGACAGUUAAAAACAUUUUCACCCCAGAUUGUCAUUACGGUUAUUUUUCAGAUGUUUUAUUUUUGGGUUGAUUUAUUCUCAUUAGAGUUUCAUAAGAUAAUUUUUAUUUUUAUUUAAAUCAGCAUAAAAAUACUAUAAAGUUUAAUACUUUUAAUAUGUAUAAUUUUAAUGUUUUAGUAUGUAUAAAUACAAUUUAAAAAUAUAUGAUUAUUAUUUUAUUUUUAUUUUAUUUUUUUUGCAUUACAGUAAUGAGAAUUUAGGGGAAAAUGGUUUUAAUUGUUAUGAAAUAAUUAGUUAAAUAAAAAAUUAAAAAUGUAUGUCCCUAUAAAUAAAUCUUAAUCAUUCUAAAAAAAAUUAUUAUUAUAUUUUUUAUUUUAUUUUUUGUGCAAAUAUAAUUAUAUAAAAAUGUUGGGGUGAUUUUUAGGGUGAAAUAUGACAGUAUUUGACUGGUUUUGUGAGAUGAGAACAGAUGUCUAACGCUGAGGUCAAUAAACUGCUUUGAGGAUUUUGGUUUUAAUGCAGAUAGUUCAAAGUUGUUCAUUGAAUAUAUGAUCUUAAAGGAAUAUUCCGGGUUCAAUACAAGUGUAGCUCAAUCAACAGCAUUUGUGACAUAAUGUCGAUUACCACAAAAAUUAAUAUCGACUUGUUCCUCCUUUUCUUUAUAAAAGCACAAAUGUGUGUUCCAGUGAGACACUUACAAUGGAAGUCAAUGGGGUCAAUCUGUAAACAUUAAAAUACUCACUGUUUCAAAAGUAUAGACACAAGACAUAAACAAUAUGUGUGUUAACAUGAUUUUACUGUCAUAAAAUCACUUACUAACCACAUCUGUGUAACAAAGUUGUAAAAUUGGAUACAACGUUACACAGAUGCUUCCAUUCUAUUUUAUUUUAAAGAAAAUGAGGAACAAGUCGGAAUACAUUUUUGUGGUAAUCAAAAUUGAACCCGGAAUAUUCCUUUAAUUAGUAUUUAAUUUGCUAGUCUAAUCAACCCCAAAUCUUCAGGACAAUUAUCCUGUGUAUCGAAAGUGAAAAUCUGUCAGAAUCGCUCCAGGACGGCAUGUAAAUAUGGAGUAAAGGUCCUGAACUGCAGUUUGUCUCCUAGGGCUGGGCGAUAAAAAAUGUUACAAAAUAUCGCGAUAUCCAAUUAUAUCGUCAACCCCCCUUGUGAGAGUCGGUGAAUAUAUUUGCUUUAAUGAUUUUGCUUUAAAAUUGUAAUUCAUUGAUUGAACAUGGAAAAACUUAGACAUUUCUAAAUUCAAAUUGCACUUUAAACUAAACGAAAAAGCAAUUAAAUAACAAAGUGAUCAAAACAGUCUUAUUUAAACAUUUACCGUCUCCAACGACUCCAUCAUGCAAGUAUCCGUCAAAGAUAACAGGUGGAAAAUUAAUAAUAUCCUACAGAUUAAUUACUAAAGACAAUUAUAAAUGUAAAGAUAAUAAUCAUCAUAAUAAAUAAGCCUAAUAAAUUCCCUUGUGUUUCCAAAAUAAUGCUGUCAAACGUGUGUUCUUAUCGACUAAAUUUUAGGUUCAACGUGUCUUGUAUUACUUUAUGAUUUAAUCACUUUCAUCUUUGUUUAUUUAAUAGAAAGAUAUAUAUUACUGAACCUGCAGAGUUGCGUUCACAAUGCAUGUCAACCAUGUGGAAAUAACGAGAAUUAAACUCACAGCACCUCCUGAGAUAAUCGGAGAUCAUUUGCAGCAUUCUUAUAGACGACAUUAUUCUUGCAAACAGUUUUCAGAUGAAUGAAACAGAGAAAAAGCGUGAGAACUCUCUACAUGCGCUUGUUCCUCGAGACAGGGUCCCGCUGCACGCCUCUGAACAAACAGCGAAUCAGACACGAGCAUUGACGGCUUUUCUUUUGUCUGUUCUUAACAAUAUAAUAAAGUGUGUUUCAUCAAGCGCGAGUCUUUGUGUCUAACAGCAUUUCUUGUCAUGCGUCACUCCGAGGCGUCUUACAGGUCGCCCGUCUGUUACGGGUAGAUGAGCAAAAUGACCUGUGCAUGAAAUGCAUCUGGACGAGGAACUUACGAACUGGAUUCAGCGUUGUCGCAUUUGGAGGGUGGCGGGUGCUAGUUUCACACCCUGGCUACUGUUUAAUGUAUUUGCCGACUUCCCAGAGCCAUGGUUUUGCCAUUUCCUGAUAUUGUUGAUCAUCGUCUGUUCGUAAUUGGCAUCGGGAUCUUUGUAAGACAUCGUCGAUAUCCGAUUGCAUUGUCCUUUCGCCCAGCCCUAUUGUCUCCCUUGAGCUGAUUAUUCAUUUAAAAUCCAGCGAUAAACAGAAGUCUGAUCUGAGCUGCACGGGACCUGCAGAAUGUUGAUAUUCAUCAUGUAAAUGGAGUGAUAAAGAGUUUUGAGGCUGAUCUGGGGUCAGACGGAGUUAUAAAAAUCAACUACGAUUCAGAUUUUAAACUCAUUCACUGAAAAAGUUGUUUUCAUAAGCAGUAUUUUUAUUUUAUUUUUUGUCUUGUUUUUCAGUUAAAAUAUGUAAUCAUUCUAACAAAACCAGUUUGACUUGAAAAUGUAAUUAAUGGUGCUGUAAGUGAUUUCAGCCGUUCUACACCCACGAGACUGAGCCGUUGAAUUAGCCACGCCCCCUUGUUCCAAAACCCCGCCCUCCAGAGAUGCCAAAAUGAGCUUUACUGAGAGCAGAAUCGGUUGUUUAAAACAACCGCAGCAAAACAGCGCCCUCCACUGACAACUCUUAUGAACAACAUGGCAUAAAAAUGGCAUUAAGCCUCAAUAAUUCACUGCAACUACAAUACUAUGAGAACAUGCAAAAUGAUUGACAGGUCGAAAGCGUCAUUGUCCGUGGACACAUUUUUGUUUGUUGUUUAGAGUCUAGAGCUGUCACAGAGACCGGUGAGAUAUCUCACGACACUUAUUUCAGUAAUAUCUCUCAGGGAGUACAAACAUAUUUUUGCAUCCCUUUCCAUGAACAAAAUCGCGUACAGCACCUUUAAUUGUAUCUUUCUUGUUUUAAGCAUAAACCUCAUUAAGUGCUUUAAUCUUAAUGUUUGUCUCAGUUUUGCUUCUCAAGUUGUUUACCUGUUUUUACUGGAAAACAAGACCAAAAUACUGAUUUGGUAAAUAAUAUUUUGCCGUCUUAAGGGAGAGAGCAUGUUCUCACUUCCUGUCUGUUGCUCGUAUUGUUUGUCUAGUAUAUGGUGAUUGCCCUUUUGCAUAAAAGAUUCUUUUUUUUUUUUUUGUUUGUUUCAGGAAAUGCAAAUGUACAAUGUUUCAAGCUUAUACCGUUGUCUCUACAGCAAACUGUGAUGUGUGUUGCUUUCACAUGAUAUAGCGUCUUUGUUUUUCUGUUUUCUUUGCUAAAGCAGUUUCAUUUCCAGUCCUGCGCAUACUCACGUGUGAUCUCUCUCGCUGUACUGAUGCGCUUCAGCUUUACUGUGUUGUUAAAUGUUUUUAUUGCACUUACUAAAGAUGAUAAGAGAUUUUCAAAGCUGAAAUGUUGACGUUCUGAAGCUGACGGCACAUUAGCCGGUGAGAGUCGUUGGUUUAUUUUCCUAAUAUUAUUUAGUUCCUGUUCUGCUCUUAUUGUUAGCUCUUUAAAUGUGGCAAAUUUUACCUGCAGUCGCAGCAGAAACAUCAAUUGUGAUUCCAAAUUUUAUACAUGGUAUAAUAAUUGUUAUGUACUUAUUAAAUAUUUUGAUUCCAGAAACAGUGUGCGGUUUCUGUCAAUGACAUCACAGCGCCUGAUGGAUUCAGUUUAAGAUUUGACGUUUCACACAUACUGAAGAAUAAAAUGUUCUGCUGUUUUGGGUUUUAUUAAGGUUGCUCUUUCAUAUCUCAGUAGACUGACAUGAUUCUCAUCAUUUACUCACACUCAUGCCAUCCCAGAUGUGACUUUCUUUCUUCUGCAGAACAGAAAUGAAGAUUUUUAGAAGAAUAUUUCAGCUCUGUUGGUCCAUACAAUGCAAGUGAAUGGUGACCAGAACUUUGAAGCUCCAAAAAGCACAUAAAUGCAGCGUAAAAGUAAUCCAUAAGACUCCAGUGGUUUAAUCCAUGUCUUCAGAAGUGAUAUGAUAGGUGUGGGAUAUUUUCACUAUAAAUUCUCCCUGCUCAGUAGGUGGCGAUAUGCACGAAGACUGUGAAUCAACAAAAACACAAGAAGAAGAAUGUGGAAGUUAAAGUGGUAAAAAAGAAUGAACCACUGAGUGUGGGAUCUCCAAGUAGUCUGAGAAGCUUUCUGAAUCGUUCUGUCAUUUUAAAGGUGCACUUACACUGGCUUACACUGACACCUAGUGGCCUGGAUGCUGCAUCAUUCAAACACAGUAGUUUUCCGUUAUCAGUGCCAUUGUAGAAAUGCACUAUGCACAGUAAACCAGGAUUAAUUUAAUGCAUGAAUGAAAGUGUCCAAUAACAGGGCAGUUACUGUGAUCAAGCGAGUAGUAAGUUGGUCAUGUGACCCUUGCCCCAUGUAGAAUAAAAGAGCUUUUUUAAGGUUACUGAUAUGACUCUUCAUCUCACUUGAGUGGUCAUGACUUUAUACACAAGUUACAAAAUUAAUUUUCAUUUCUUUAGGUGUAAAACUUUUUAAAUGAGGAAAAAGAUUACUGAGUGCACCUUUAAAUUUAAUUGGACGACACUGGUGGCUGAUACCAAGUAUUUUACUAUCAUGAACUGUAUUAACUAUUGUAUUUGAAGGGGAAACUGUGGUUACCAUGGUCUGUUUUUGUAAGGGACAUUUAGAAUAGCAUACUACUCACUAUUUCUGCACUAUGCACAUUUUAAGUAUGCACAGAAUACCUGAAUUGAUUUGCAAGUGUGAGGAAUACUGUAUCCCAUAAUGCAAUGCAUAAUGCAGCUUGAACAGUUUGAGU